Manihot esculenta (cassava) is the source of this 2188-nucleotide messenger RNA. Its product is annotated as BTB/POZ and MATH domain-containing protein 3. The coding region runs from base 626 to 1852 and encodes 408 amino acids. NCBI's taxonomy places the organism in Eukaryota, Viridiplantae, Streptophyta, Magnoliopsida, Malpighiales, Euphorbiaceae. The transcript has 4 exons. Gene Ontology annotation, biological process: protein ubiquitination. Gene Ontology annotation, molecular function: protein binding. The record is from RefSeq and is a predicted model, not a curated record.
CGGUUUCUGAUAUAGUAUACCCCACAGGAAAAAGCCUGCUCCUCCUCCAUUUCCAUACACAAACGUCUUCUUGAGAAUCAGAGCCCAAAACCCACCCCAGCCCCACCGCCACUACCACCUCCACCACCACCACCACCGCCUUCCUGUAAAAUCAACGAAUCUAAAAUCUCUCGUCUCUCUGUGUGUCAUCUAUGAAUUAUUCUUUCACAGCCAAGGAAAAAGAGCUCUCAUUUCUAAACCCUUGCUGAUCUCUGUCACCUCUCUCCUUCUCCGGCCAAUUCUCUAUCAUCCACUACCCACCAAGUAUUUCUACAAUUGGGCAGCCAAUUUCUUUUCACUUCCUUAUCUCCAUUCUAUGUCACCCAAUUUUGCCUUUAAUUUGCUUCUGCAACCCUAAGAUCUGAUGCAUUUUCUGUUAGUUCUUGUAAUUCAGUGGAAUUGAUCCUUAAACCUUGGGUUUAGAUAUAACCUCGUGGUUUGUAUUACACCCAUCGGCAUUUUAGAGGUUGCUUGAGUAUCAAUUGCCCUGCCAUUUGGAGGAAUUUUUGAGCUUUUUCUGUGAUUGUGCUGAUAAAAGAGUAGGGUUUCCUUGCUUUUGCGAAGAAUCGAGGAGUUCAAUGAGAUCAUGGGCGAUCUCAAGGUGGAUUUUGAUAAAGAGUUGUGUUCCAGGUCAAUAAACGAGACGGUGAAUGGGUCGCACCAGUUUACGAUAAAGGGGUACUCGUUGGCGAAAGGGAUGGGAGCUGGGAAGUGCAUAUCGAGUGAUAUUUUCACGGUGGGAGGUUACGAUUGGGCAAUUUACUUCUACCCUGAUGGAAAAAACCCCGAGGAUAGUUCUAUGUAUGUUUCGGUGUUUAUUGCCCUCGCUAGCGAGGGUACGGACGUGAGGGCUUUGUUCGAGUUGACGUUGGUGGAUCAGAGUGGAAAUGGCAAGCACAAAGUGCAUAGCCACUUUGAUCGUGCGUUGGAGAGCGGGCCUUACACCCUCAAGUAUAGAGGGAGCAUGUGGGGUUACAAGCGUUUCUUUAGGAGGACCACCUUAGAAAAUUCUGAUUAUAUAAAGGAUGAUUGUCUAAUCAUGAACUGCACUGUUGGAGUUGUUAGAACUCGUCUUGAAGGACCGAAACAGUAUUCAAUUCCUCUUCCACCUUCAGACAUGGGUCAGGGCCUUCGGGAACUGUUAGAAUCUGAAGUUGGUUGUGAUAUUGUUUUCCAGGUUGGGGAUGAAAACUUUAGAGCUCAUAAGUUGAUACUUGCUGCUCGUUCUCCUGUUUUCAGAGCCCAGUUUUUUGGACUUGUUGGGGACCCCAACCUAGAUAAAAUAGUUGUCAAGGACAUUGAUCCCUCUAUCUUCAAGGCAAUGCUAUUGUUUAUAUACACAGACAAACUUCCUGAUGUACAUGAGAUUACCGGCACAACUUCUAUGUGCACAUCCACCAACAUGGUGCAGCAUCUAUUGGCUGCUGCUGACCUUUACAAUUUAGAUCGACUGAAAUUGUUAUGUGAAUCAAAGUUAUGUGAGGAACUGAGUGCUGAUACAGUGGCGACAACGCUUGCAUUGGCUGAGCAACAUCAUUGUUCGCAACUCAAAGCCAUCUGUUUGAAAUUUGCUGCAAAUCCAGCAAACUUGGGAGCGGUAAUGCAAUCAGAAGGGUUCCAACAUUUGGAAGAGAGCUGUCCUUCUUUAUUGUGUGAGAUGCUAAAGACAUUUGCACUAGUGGAUGAGGAAUCAAGUAUGUUAUCAGGUCGGAAGAGGAGCGGGAGCAGCAUAUAUGGGCUAGAUCUAGCGGCUGAUGGGGCUGCAGCAGAAUCAAUGAAUCCCAAUGCCAGGCGAGUAAGGAGACGAUAUUAGGAUGUAUAAAGAUUGAGGAUACAGUGAUUGGGGCAGGUCAAUGCUGUAUGGGGCUUUCAUUUGCCGUGAAAAUCUGAAAGGCGAGUGAUAAAACUAACAGAAAAGGAGAAGAAAGUCUGGAAGUUUGACAGGGUCUGCUGUGUUAGGCUAUUUGCUUCUGAUAAUCUAAAAUAGGAUGUAAUUAAAAUUGUAAGAUAAUGUGGGGUGCACUGCAGUUGGUUUUUUUCUUUGGCUUGAACUAAAUAUUUUGCUGCAAAUGUGAUGUUACAUUGUAUUUAUUUAUGUGCAUUACUCUGAGGAAAUGAAGUGCGAAUGCUGUACCAAAGCUUUUUAUUA